This is a messenger RNA of Lutra lutra (Eurasian river otter), 3115 nucleotides long. It is a transcript of the gene RNASEH2B, whose product is annotated as ribonuclease H2 subunit B. The transcript is spliced from 11 exons. Gene Ontology annotation, biological process: RNA catabolic process; ribonucleotide metabolic process. NCBI's taxonomy places the organism in Eukaryota, Metazoa, Chordata, Mammalia, Carnivora, Mustelidae. The record is from RefSeq and is a predicted model, not a curated record. Bases 76 to 930 code for a protein of 284 amino acids. Gene Ontology annotation, cellular component: nucleoplasm; ribonuclease H2 complex.
CGCGCCCCGCGGGUGAGGCCUGCCGCCGCCGGGCCUGCAGCCGUCGGGCUCGCGCCCCCGGAGAAGGCGGCCGGCAUGGACUGCGGGAACGGGGCUCGCGCCCGGCAACACGUGUUCCUGCUGCCAGAAUAUUUAAAAGAUGCUUCAAAGAAGAUGAAAAGUGGGCUUAUAUUUGUAAAAUUGGUUAACCCGUGUUCAGGGGAAGGAACCAUUUACUUGUUCAAUAUGUGUCAACAGCAGCUGUUUGAAAUAAAAGUUUUCAAGGAAAAACACCAUUCUUGGUUUAUAAAUCAGUCAGUCCAAUCAGGAGGUCUUCUCCACUUUGCCACACCCAUGGACCCUCUAUUUCUGCUUCUCCACUACCUCAGAAAGACUGGUAAAGAGGGAAAAUUCCAGCCCCUAAAUCAAGUUGUGGUGGAUGACAUGUUUCCAAAUUGCAUCUUGUUGCUGAAACUUCCUGAUCUUGAGAAGUUACUUCGACAUGUGACAGAGGAGAAAGAAAUAGACAAAAAGAAAUAUUACAAGUACAGCAAAGAGAAGACAAUAAAGUGGCUGGAAAAAAAGGUUCAUCAGACUGUAUCAGCCUUAAAAACCAAUAACAUAAAUGUCAGUGCCCGGGUACAGGCAAAUGCAUUUUUCUCUGGGGACCAGGUUUCCAGUGAAGAGGAUUAUAUUCGUUAUGCUCAUGGCCUGAUAUCUGAUUACAUCCCUAAAGAAUUAAGUGAUGACUUAGCGAAGUAUUUAAAGCUUCCAGAAACUUCAGCGUCGUUGCCAAACCCUCCAUCAAAGAUGUUCUCAAACUGCCACCCACAGCUCCUCGGCCCCAUGGGCCGCAGCUUGUUUUUGUCUCCCAGAUGCGGAGAGCAGAGAAGCCAGUGCCUCCAGCCCCCGCGCUCUUCCAUCGUUUGCAUUUAUCGCUGGCAGAGCUGAGUGCAGUCAGUGGACUGGAGAUACUCUGGAGUUCCUUCCUGCAGAUCAUCUGUAAGAAUAAGACCCAUCCUGGCAUUAAUUCCAGUGGUGCUCUGCUCUUGGCUCUUCUCUUGCCAGAACUGCGUCCAUUCAGUCGCAGCCUUUGUUACAGUCUUUCUGAGCCAUUUUCUGUUUCUUCUGAAAUAUUCCCCCCAGACCUGUAGUGAUUUGGUCUUUUUUUUUUUUUUUCUUUGAAAGUAGGCUCCGUGCCCAGCAUGAAACCCAACACAGAGCCCAACACGGGCUUUAAACACACAACCCUGAGACAGAGACCUGAGCUGACAUCAAGAGUCGGACUCUACACGCCCCUAUUUGGUCUUUUAAAUAAGAACAGUUCAAAUAAGUGUAACAAUUGUGAUUCUUUCAAACAUAAUCAGCAUGUGCUGUAACAUUAGAAAAAGUUCAGUGCAGAGGCUGAUCACAGUCAUCUUUUUUGUGACCACUGAUUACCAGUGUCCUGUUUGAUACUAUUCAAACACCUGAACAAGUCAUCAUCUCUGUAUAUGGGACACCUCUGUAUACUUACAAAGAAGCACUUUUCAUCUUUAGCUCUUGUCUUGAACAUUUUCCAUUUGACUUACCAGCAAAAAGUGACUAUGCCCAAGCAUUUAUAGUGACAUCUAUAGUAGAACAUUUUGCCACAGCGGAGCACAAACCAUCUUAUAACUUUAAGCUUUUUGCAGUUUGAGACAAUUAUAGCCUUCGUCGUUAUGACCUGUGAGUUCCACUCUCCUGGUUGAAGAUACUUUUCUAGUAAAAAUAUGCAUCACCUAAACGCCCAUUAUUGAUCUUAAUUUUUAAGUAGAAACAUAUUCUUAAGAAAGUUGCUUAUAUACCUACUUUGCUGGUAGUAGUUCAUUCGUGAUAAGCUAGUCUUUUUCUUUUGAAGAUUCAUUUGCUGGAGAUUGCUGUGUGACCAAGAGAAAGUGUUGCCAUAUGAUGUUCUAUAUUUCCAGGAGGUCCCCCCUAUUCUUUACAGUGAAGAAUUUCAAGACACAUUGUUUUAUCCCUUUGGGUUUUAGACAUCUGCCAUGGCAUGUUUUAAAACUAACUCCACAGCUCUUUGUUUGGCAAAUGCUGGGUUAUGAAGAGGGAGGCUGGGAAUAAAUCUGCAUUUCCUAGGGAAGAUCCACAUUGGGUCUUUCAACCCUGGUGUCUCCACAAAGAGCUUGAAGAUCUGCAGAAAUCCAAGUUGUGGUCACAUGCAGUCAGUUCUCUAUGUUAAACAUCAAGACUUACCUGCCCUGUUAUGGGCCUUUUACAUAGUAAAUGUGUCACAGUUCCUUCCAUAAUGUGAACAUUAAGGCCACAGUCUAGCUUUUGACAAGGCUAUCAUAUUCAUUGGUACAGAAUGCCCACGUGAAAGGUGAAAACAUAAGUAAAGGUGGACUUAGUUGUACUGGGCCUCAUGGAAAGAGCUCUUGUCCAGAAAUGGAGAUCUCACGCCUUGUCCUCUGCUAAGUGGGCUUAAGUCAUUUGUUUACUCUCUCUGUGCUUCCUUCUCCCACUGGCUGCUUGCCUUGCAGGGUUGUCCCUGUGUGGACAAAAUGAGAUAAUUGAAUUGAAAGGAGGUAAGAACAUGAAGCUAUACAAAAAUGGUAAUAACAGAAUAAUGUGCCUUAUUCCUAAAUGGACAUUACACCAGCCCAGAAGGUGAAUGAAGUGGUGUUUCUGGCUGGACUCCUGGCCCCCUUAGAGGGAAUUUUUAUCUUUGACUUAUGUGCCUGCCUUCACCCCUUUAGACUGUCUGUAAGUCAGCAGUCUCCUAAAUGCCUCCCAGUCCCGGUACAUACAAAAUAUGUGAUCAGUACCGCUAGACUGCCCAACGGGCUAGGUCAUGGACUCACCCUAGCGUAUCCCCCCACCCACCGACGCUGUUUCUCAGAAGGGAUAUGUGGCUUCUUUCCCCCAGAUAAUUGACAAAAUGCAGAGUAAGCCCUUUGCAGGGUCUACUACUGUUCCAUUUGGCCUUGAUGCGGGUCCAAAAGGACCCCACUGUUUUUUAAAAAAUGGAUUGACAUGUCAAGGUGACAUUUGACAUCACUUCACUGCUCUAACAUUGCAGAAAGUAAAGUUAUCUGAUGAGCCUGUAGAAGCAAAAGAAGAUUACACUAAGUUUAACAGGAAAGAUUUGAAGACUGAAAAG